Molecule: messenger RNA, 903 nt
Organism: Trichoderma virens Gv29-8
Lineage: Eukaryota; Fungi; Ascomycota; Sordariomycetes; Hypocreales; Hypocreaceae
Exons: 4
Coding region: 19-903 (294 amino acids)
Biological process (GO): triglyceride catabolic process; phosphatidic acid biosynthetic process
Cellular component (GO): lipid droplet; endoplasmic reticulum
Molecular function (GO): triacylglycerol lipase activity; acylglycerone-phosphate reductase (NADP+) activity
Source: RefSeq, a predicted model, not a curated record
CAACAUUCAACAUUCGAGAUGGCUUCAGGAAAGAGAACCGUCCUUAUUACGGGCUGUACGCCUGGAGGCAUUGGCCAUGCUCUGGCCUUGGAGUUCCAUCGCAAAGGGUGCCAUGUUAUUGCUACAGCACGUAACACCGAUGUGCUCAAGGGGCUGGCAGAGAUGGGGAUGAGCGCCGUCCAGCUGGAUGUCACCAACGGGGACAGCAUCAAGGCUUGCAAGGCCGAGGUUGCCAACAUCACCGGUGGUAAACUGGACAUUCUCGUCAACAAUGCUGGCCGGACUCACACCAUUCCAGCCCUGGACAUUGAGAUAGAUGACGUCCGGCAGACGUAUGAGACCAACGUCUUCGGCCCCAUGUUCACAACCCAGGCAUUUGCCGAGCUCCUCAUUGCUGCGCGAGGCCUGGUCGUCAACAUCUCCUCCCUCAGCUCCAUCAGCGGCUACAUCUUCGGCUCCGUCUAUGCCUCCACCAAGGGAGCCAUCAACAGCUACUCGCGCGUGCUGCGAAUGGAGCUCAAGCCAUUCAACGUCCGCGUCAUGGUCGCCAUGGCCGGUACCGUGCGGUCUCAGAUUGCCAGCCACCCGCACCGCUCGCUGCCCAGCACGUCGCUCUACAUGCCCAUCAACGACUACUUCCAGCGCCGUCUAGUCUUCAGCCAGAACAACGCCACGGUGCCUACCGAGGUAUUUGCCAAGAAGCUCGUGGCCUCGGCGCUCAAGGGAGAGGGUUAUCUUGGGGGCUUGAUUGGAGGUUCACCGGAUUGGUUUUGGGCGGGAGGAUUUUCCACGCAAGUUUGGCUGCUCUCAAUGUUGCCAGCCUGGGUUUCCGAGGGAAUGAUGAACAUCUUCUUUGGAGUUGCUGCGUUGAAGAAGCGUCUUACCGCGCCAAAGCAAACUUGA